Molecule: messenger RNA, 2199 nt
Organism: Lotus japonicus
Lineage: Eukaryota; Viridiplantae; Streptophyta; Magnoliopsida; Fabales; Fabaceae
Product: ERAD-associated E3 ubiquitin-protein ligase HRD1B-like
Exons: 8
Coding region: 164-1813 (549 amino acids)
Source: RefSeq, a predicted model, not a curated record
ACACACUUACAUCAUUUUCACAAACGAAGUUUAUUGUUUGUAUAAGAGAAACAAAUCGGAACUCCACCGCGAGAACCAGAGCAGGGUGGUCGCCACCGACGCAGUUUCUUCUUCCGUUUCAACUCCGAACCUUCACCUUCACCGUCCAUUUCAAUUGAGCUGAAUGAUGAGGCUGAAAACAUAUGCUGGUCUGAGCUUGAUAGCAACUUUGGCUAUCACAUAUCAUGCAUUUAACAGUAGGGGUCAGUUUUAUCCGGCGAUGGUGUAUCUCUCGACUUCCAAGAUCAGUUUGGUGCUUCUUCUCAACAUGGGUUUGGUUAUCAUGUGCACUCUUUGGCAAUUGACCAAAAAGCUGUUCCUGGGUUCCCUUCGGGAGGCGGAGGUUGAGAGGCUUAAUGAGCAGUCGUGGAGGGAGGUUAUGGAAAUCCUCUUUGCCAUUACUAUUUUCCGGCAGGACUUCUCGGUUACGUUCCUUGCCAUGGUCACCGCGCUGUUAUUGAUUAAGGCUUUGCAUUGGUUGGCACAGAAGAGAGUCGAGUACAUCGAGACCACUCCUUCGGUGACUUGGCUAUCCCAUGUUCGAAUCGUAUCUUUUAUGGGUUUCCUCCUCCUUCUGGAUAGCAUUUUCUUAUAUAGUUCUAUGAAACAUUUGAUAGAAACGUGGCAGGCUUCGGUUUCACUAUUCUUUUCUUUCGAGUACAUGAUAUUGGCAACAACAACAGUUUCGAUUUUUGUAAAAUAUAUUUUCUAUGUCAGUGACAUGCUUAUGGAGGGACAGUGGGAAAAGAAACCAGUCUUCACAUUUUACCUGGAACUUAUCAGAGACUUGCUUCACUUGUCUAUGUAUCUGUGCUUCUUUUUCUUGAUAUUUGUGAACUAUGGUAUUCCCCUGCACCUAAUACGGGAGCUGUACGAGACAUUUAGGAAUUUCAAAGUUCGUAUUGCAGAUUACAUUAGAUAUCGUAAGAUCACUUCAAAUAUGAAUGAUCGCUUUCCAGAUGCCACACCUGAAGAGCUUAAUGCAAGUGACGCAACCUGCAUAAUCUGUCGUGAAGAGAUGACUACAGCCAAGAAACUUAUAUGUGGACAUCUUUUUCAUGUUCAUUGCCUCCGAUCAUGGCUGGAGCGGCAGCAUACUUGCCCUACCUGCCGAGCCUUGGUUGUGCCACCAGAAAAUGGAACAACUGUUGCUGGAGGGCAGCAAGGAUCACAGUCAGAUGGUCACCGGCAGGGAACUGGGACAGCUGGAAGCACAGCUCAAAAUGAAGCUGGCAGCGGGAUGGCAACUGAUAGUUUGAGUCGGCAUGAAGCUAGGCUCCAAGCUGCUGCUGCUGCAGCUUCAAUAUAUGAGAAGUCUUAUGUUUAUCCCUCUGCAUCAUCUUCUGUAUGCUCUCCGGGGCACGCAUUUUAUACCCCUUCUAGUACUGGAUUUAAUGGAGAACAAGCUUCCAGUGAACAAGCACAAAAGCAGUUUCUUAUCCCUGGUCAACCAACAAAUGUAUCCUUUCCUCCAAUGGGACACUACAAUUUUCUGCCUUCCCAAACGUUUGCAGCCCCUGUGAAUUAUGGAGAAGCGUUUGGAAAUGAUCCAAACAUCCCAAGCUCUCAGCUGGAAGCUCAUAGAAAAUUUCUCCGAUGGCAGAUUGAGGUUUUGGAAAAGCAGUUACGGAAUCUUCCAGAGACAAAAGCUGAUGACAGAAGUGUAGAUGACGGCACAUCAUCAUCAGAUAGCAGAGGCAAGCUUAUUACUUCAUCGUCAUCUGUUUCUGGUCAUGUUCACCAUGAUGAGGAGAUUCAAGAUGGGAAAGCCUAAAAUCGGCUGGCAAAUAUCCAGGACACAGCUAAAUGUAGAUAUAGGAUUAGGAAGAGGAGAAUACCGAAAUGACACUAUUGCUUUAACAUUGUAAAUGCACACUGUCAGUGCCCCUUAAUAUGAUUCAGGCCUCCUUUUUCUAAUGAAACAAAUGCGUUUAGAUUAGCUUUGAAACCUCGGCAAAGGGUUGAUCGAGGGAAGCAUGACACAGACAGGUCUAGUAUCUGACAUGUAUGUUUGAGCCAUCAUUUGUCUCUUUGAAGUGAGGUAAAUGUAGUAAGUGCCUUUGAGUCCUCGUAGUUUUCCUUAUUUGUACUAGGGCACCAUCUCUUUACCCUAAAUUUUAGGUAUCAAAAAGAAAUUUAGCUUGGAAUUUUUUUUGGCAA